GCAGAUUGUAGGCUAUCAUAGCUCUACCAUCUAUAAUGGAUUUGUUCAUACGAGCCUCUUUUUUGUGGAUUUCUGUGGGGAUUGUAUCUACGGCCAGUACAGCAUGCAGUGAAGAGGAUGCAGAUAAUACCACUUCUAUAGAAUUCAAACAUGUGUUCAAGAAUAUGGCCUAUGAGUUUUCUCAAAAGCCAAAGAGCUGGUCUCAAGCCCAGGAGUCCUGCAAGGAGCGAGGAGGGAAACUUCUGAGGGAUCUGAAUUGCAAGACCAAGAGCUUCCUUCAGGACUUCUCGAAAGAGAGACACACAAAAAACCUCACUUGGUGGGUGGCUAAGGGUGUUAUAGGGCAGUACCAGGGGCCAGUGAUCGUGUAUAAUGCUACAGGAGAGAAUGGUACUUCUAAGAGUAAUGAGAGGGUCCCGCUCCUCUGCACCUAUGUGAUGAUGGAUCCCUUUCAGCUGGUGACCUCAACCAACUGCAGCGCUCGGCGUGGCUUCCUCUGCACCCUGGUUUUUAAUAUCUCUACAAAUGCAUCAAAGAGUAUGGACAAACAGGGAGCAAGUGGCAAAUCAAGACACUGGAGAAGCCAUCAAAUUAAAGUCAACCGUAUGUCAAGGAGUCUGUCUAGCAUGGAGAAACAAGUGACCAAGAUGGAUGAGCUCCUCAAGGAGGCUCAGAUGGAACUGGAAAGAAUGGAAAAGGCUAUAGGAGAGCCUACAGACGCCAACGGGAAAAAGUACCUUGAGCUUCUACUACAUGGAACACAGAUGCUGUUUCCAAGUGCUUUGAGAUUAGACAACACAACAGCUAGCCUCCUCAUCAACUGUGCUGGGGGUGUCAUACUCCUCAAAAUGAAAAGAUGUAGCGAGGACAGUGACACUAAAGUGGACAAGGAAAUGUUUGAUUUGACCUUUGAGAUUUAUAAGGCGGUAAGCUUAGUAAUGACCACAGAACUAAAUGAGGCCUUCAUCGUGAAGCACCCAACAGGCAGCAUCUACCAGAUCAGCCUCACCCCAUCACAAAUGGAUAACAAGGUUCUCGGGUCAGACGACGAUGCAUACAUCAAGCUGCCAUCUUUCUCAGCAUUACAUUCCUCUCUGAAAAACCACUCAGUUGUUAAUGUGCAGAUGACCACUUUUAUGGGCAACCCAUAUCCGUCCACUGAAAACAUCACAGGAACGGUGUGUACCCUUGUACUAAGGGAUGGAUUGACGGAAAUCAGUGUAGAAAACUUGACAGAGCUAAUUGAGAUCGUCCUGCCACGCCCAGAUGCUCCUGUGCUCUCUGGUAUAACUGUAUCCUUGGAGGAAGGGGCUCAGGUGGGGACCUCUUUCAACACUACAGACCCCAACAUCACAGUCAUAUUCACCGUAGAGCCCAGUUUCAACGUGUCCAUAGAACUGCUGCUGGGCCUGGGCUCCCCACCCAAUGACACCCACUAUAAACACCGCACCGUCCUGAGACACACAGAGGGUUAUCGCUGGCUGGUCACCCCUGAGAUGUUGGAAAAUGGAACAGGCACCUGGUAUGUGAAUGCCAGUCUGUUUAACUCAACCUGGAGCAAGGGACUGACACUACAGAUCACCACCUUCACUACUAAGUGCAUGUACUGGAACACUAAACAGCUGACAUGGAGCAUAGCUGGCUGCUGGGUGGGUAUACAGUCAACUCCCAGGAUGACACAUUGUCUGUGUAACCACCUGACAUCGUUUGGGAGCUCUUUCUUUGUGAUGCCCAACUACGUAGACGUGUCGCUCACAGCUCAGUACUUUGCCACAGUGAAUGAGAACUAUGUGGUGGUGGCGUUGCUCUCUGCCUUCUUUGGCCUAUACCUGGUCACUCUGCUCUGGGCCUGCUAUGCAGACAGGAGGGCCCUCACCAGGAGGAAGAUGACACUCCUGAAGGAUAACCACCCAUGUGCCAAUUAUAACUACCUACUGAAUGUCCAGACUGGCAGUCGGAGAGGGGCGGGUACCUCUGCCAAUGUGACAGUCAAGUUGGUGGGUACACAGGGAGAGAGUGAGCCCCACCACCUAAGUGACCCUGAUAAACCAGUAUUUGAGAGAAGGGGUGUGGACUUGUUCCUGGUGACCACACCCUUUCCCCUGGGGGAGCUGACGGGCAUCCAGCUGUGCCAUGACAACUCUGGGGGGCACCCCUCCUGGUAUCUCAACAAGGUGACGAUCCAAGACCUGCAGAGACAGAAGGUUUGGCAUUUCCUAUCCUCAUCAUGGCUGAGCUCCGACAGGGGGGAGGGGCUGACCAAGAAGACCCUCAACGCUGCCAAGAAGAAUGAGAUCAGAAGCUUUAGAAAUAUUUUCCAGACCAGGACGUCGUCAGGCUUUAGAGAUCAGCACAUCUGGGUGUCCAUCGUAGACCCUCCCUGGCGUAGCCCGUUCACCCGAGCACAGAGGGUGUCCUGCUGCAUGAGCCUCCUGCUCUGCACCAUGGCCAUCAACAUCGCCUUCUGGAAAAUCCCCAAAAACCAGCAGUCUCCUGUCAUCUUCACCAUUGGUUCGCUGGAGGUCACUUGGGAGGAGAUCAUGGUGGGGGUGGAAAGCGGUUUGCUCAUGUUCCCCAUCAACAUCCUCAUCAUCACCAUAUUCCGCAGUAUCAAGUCGCGAGUUGCCCAACCAAAGGAGAAGAACCACGAUAUGCAGGGCCUGAAACCCCUCGCUGUUACCAUGCCAACCAUUCUUAAGGACACAGAGGAGAUGGUGAAUCUGCUCUGUAAGAGCCAGAAGAACAAAGUGCCUGAGCUAGAGAAGAAGCUGGAGUCAUGCGAUGACCUUUGCUCAGCCUUGGGCAGAGUGCAAGGGGUCAUUCAGCUUAUGCAAGGGUUGAUCGAGGGUGACCCACACUGGGUCUACUGCAGCAAGUUUGUCCUGUACUUCCUCCACCACCUGUCCAUGUGCCUGGAGCGGCUGGAUGAGAGUGCCUUCCCCACCCCAGAGGCCCGUCAACACAUCCUGAACACCGUCCACCUGCUGCAGAAGAUGUCCGAGAUGGUUUUCACCAGCCACAUGGCUUACAGUCCUCCCUGUGUUGCUAGGGAGAAAAGGAAAAGCUCGAGCUGCUGGCUGCCCUGGUGGUUUGUGUUUGUGGGCUGGUUCUUGCUCGUCUCCAUCAGUGUGGUGUCCACGUACUUUACCCUGAUGUAUGGCUUUGCCUAUGGAAGGGAGAAAUCCAUCCAGUGGGUUAUCUCUCUGGCCAUGUCCCUCUUCCAGAGCAUCUUCAUCCUGCAGCCUCUUAAGGUAAUUGGUAUGGCGAUCUUCUUUGCCCUCCUCCUCAAACCAGUGGCAGUAGAAGACAGUGAGGAGGUUGGACUACUUCUGAAAGAACAACAGGAGAUGUGUAAAUUGUACUCCGGUAGGGAGAUACACUGAAGAAACACAAUUUAGCUCUACAUGCUGUCUCCAGAGGAUCGAUGGGGUUGGAAGACCUCUGAUGCCCUACAACAGACAUCCUCUGCUCUGCUGCACUGACUAUCAACGUGGCAAACUGAGAAUAUGAGUUCUUUGAAAAUAUAGUUGUUAUGUUUUUAUUGAAUACUUGUUACUCUUAUCUUAUAAGAAAUGUAUAAGGCAUAAUAUGUAUGAAUGUACUGAAAACUACUGUAUCAUUUGAAAUUGUAAUAUUUAGUAAUAAGCUGAUAGUUAGAAACGUUUAUUCCUGUGGAUUGUAUGAAGUUACUCAAUGUAUGGAAUUACUCUGUUAUAUUUAUUUUAUCACAAACCGCUGAUAUAUUAUUUUACACUGUACAUUUAUAUUGACUUUUAAGUAACAUACAGUCACCUCCAAAAUCAUUGUCACCCUUGAUAAAGAUGAGAAAAAAAGACUAUCAAAUAAAUAAUAGAAAACCAGAGCUAUAUUGAAUGUUUUCUGAGAUUAAAUAACACAUUGGGAACGAUCUUAGACCACUCCUCCAUACAUAAUCUUUCCAGAUCCUUGAUAUCCUUCGGUCUGUGCUCUGGACUGCACUCUUCAGUUCAAACCACAGGUUUUCAAUGGGGUUCAAGUCCGGAGACUGAGAUGGCCUUUGCAAAAUGUUGAUGAUUUUCUUGGUUAAUUUAUAAUUUCUUUGUGGAUUUUUAUGUGUGCUUGGGGUCAUUGUCUUGCUGGAAGAUCCACUUGUAGCCAAGUUUCAGCCUCUUAGUAGAGGCAACCAGGUUUUUGGCUAAAAUGUCCUGGUACUUGGUACAGUUCAUGAUACCGUUCGUUGACCUUAACAAGGUCCCCAAGACCAGGCAGCAAAACCGCCUCAUAAAAUCAAAGAUCAGCCACCAUAUUUUACAGUAGGCAUGGGGUUAUUUUCUGCAUAUGCAUCUUUCUUUCAAAGCCAAACCCACCACUGGUGUGCGUGGCAAAAUACCUCUAUUUUCAUCUCAUCUGACCAUAGCACCUUGGUGGCAACCCUUCCAAAUAGACAUUUGGCAUGGAAGUGGCAUAUAAUGGUAGAUUUGGAGACUUGGUGACCCCAAGAUGCGGUUAUGUUCUGUCAUUCUCCAACUGUGGCCCUUGGACAUUUAUUUCAUCCCAAACCAUCUUCAUCACUGCGAGUAGGGACACAACACUCUUGGGUCCUUUACCAGGCAAGUUCACCACUGCUCCAGUGGUUUUAAACUUCUUGUUUCCCUAAUAGUGAUUCGUGGUAUAUUUGGUAUAUAUGGUGUUACCUCUUUUUUUUAUACCCCUGUGAAAUGGGAAGCCCUGGAAGAUACAGUUCCUUAAACUGAGAUUAUUAUUUUUUUUUAAGUAGAAUGUUAAUACAAUCAAUACAAAAUUGAUUGUAUUGAUAAGAAUCUUUACGGGUGCCAAUAAUUUUGACACCUACAGUAUCUUUUUUAGAUUGUGUUUUUACUUGGUAGCCCUUCCUGCAGUGAAAUGACCUAGUAGCCUCAUGGGUGGAAUGUUAUUCAUAUUUUUCAUAAUUUCAUAAGUAAUAAAAAGCCGCCGAAAAUCCGGUGUUUCUAUGUCAAACGGUUUUGCUAUAUUUCAGUCUUCUGUGAUGUAUAUUGGGAUGCAAACUCAAAAUGUAAUACAUUUCAACUCUUUAUCUCGCUAUUUUAAGCCCAUAACCACGUGUGUGAGGUGUAUACUUUUGUUACGAAGUAGAUUUGUUUAAGACUACCAAGGAACACUUUAUUUACAUUUACAUUUAGCCCACUGCAGUAAAAGGUUCAACAAAAUCUCUUUCAACUGUAUUAAUAUAAAAUCAUAUUUUUAAUAUGAGCAUACAAUAAAGUAUGAGUAUUAGUAUUGCUCAUCUUUGUCAAGGGUGCAAAUACUUUUGGAGGUGACUGUAUCUAUGGGUUCACAUAGUAUUAUAUAUUUAUUUAUUGGAACACAUUUUCAAAAUGAUUAAAACAAGGUGUCUUUGAAACUGUUUUUCCCUAAAUAAGGUUAUAUUCCAGUGUUCUCCCCUCAUCCCCAUCAGAAUGUGAGUCCUACUUUCCCUGUGCUCAGCUGAUUGUUAUGAAAGAAAGGGUAUCACCCAUUAGGAAUACACUCAUAUCACCCCAGACAGUUAUGUA
This is a messenger RNA of Oncorhynchus keta (chum salmon), 5531 nucleotides long. Its product is annotated as polycystic kidney disease protein 1-like 2. The record is from RefSeq and is a predicted model, not a curated record. Gene Ontology annotation, cellular component: membrane. The transcript has 23 exons. Gene Ontology annotation, biological process: detection of mechanical stimulus; kidney development. Gene Ontology annotation, molecular function: protein binding; calcium channel activity. Bases 36 to 3383 code for a protein of 1115 amino acids. Lineage: Eukaryota; Metazoa; Chordata; Actinopteri; Salmoniformes; Salmonidae.